AUGUGUCUCUUUGGCAAUUACUAUGGAGGCCUGGGCUAUGGCUAUGGUGGCCUGGGCUGUGGCUAUGGCUGUGGUUCUGGCUAUGGCUAUGGUGGCUAUGGUGGCUACCGUGGCUAUGGUGGCUAUGCCUGCUAUCGUCCAUGUUGCUAUGGAAGAUACUGGUCUUCUGGCUUCUACUGA
Messenger RNA from Echinops telfairi (small Madagascar hedgehog), 180 nucleotides. RefSeq names its product keratin-associated protein 20-2-like. The record is from RefSeq and is a predicted model, not a curated record. Bases 1 to 180 code for a protein of 59 amino acids. The transcript has a single exon. NCBI's taxonomy places the organism in Eukaryota, Metazoa, Chordata, Mammalia, Afrosoricida, Tenrecidae.